CCCGCUGGGCUGAGGGUGGGAGGAGGCGGCAGCGCUGGGCGCGGGGACUCGGCGGGCAGCGAGGAGCUCAGAACCAGAGCCAGACGCCGCCGCCGCUACCGCCACCUGCGCGGCCGUCAUCAAGAUGUCAUGGCACCCCCAGUACCGGAGCUCCAAGUUCCGCCAUGUCUUUGGCAAGCCAGCCUCCAAGGAGAACUGCUACGACUCUGUGCCCAUCACCCGCAGCGUCCAUGACAAUCAUUUCUGCGCUGUGAAUCCUCACUUCAUUGCGGUUGUGACUGAGUGUGCUGGUGGGGGGGCCUUCCUUGUCAUCCCCUUGCACCAGACAGGAAAGUUGGACCCCCACUACCCGAAGGUCUGCGGACACAGAGGGAACGUCUUAGACGUCAAGUGGAAUCCUUUUGAUGAUUUUGAGAUCGCCUCCUGUUCAGAAGAUGCCACGAUUAAAAUCUGGGACAUCCCCAAGCAGCUGAUGACAAAGAACCUCACAGCCUGCAAGAAGGAGCUGGUUGGCCACGCCCGCAGAGUGGGCCUGGUGGAGUGGCACCCCACAGCCGCCAACAUCCUCUUCAGCUCCGGCUAUGACUACAAGGUGAUGGUCUGGAACCUGGAUACAAAGGAGUCUGUAAUCAUGAGCCCCGUGAGGACCAUUACCUGUCACCAAGACGUGAUCCUCUCCAUGUCCUUCAACACCAACGGCAGCCUGCUGGCCACUGCCUGUAAAGACCGAAAGAUUCGGGUUCUCGACCCCCGAGCAGGGGCUGUGCUCCAGGAAGCCAGUUACAAGGGGCACCGGGCCAACAAAGUGCUGUUUCUGGGGAACCUGAAGAAGCUGCUGUCCACGGGCACAUCCCGAUGGAACAACCGGCAGAUGGCCCUGUGGGAUCAGGACGACCUCUCUGUGCCUCUCACGGAGGAGGACCUGGAUGGCUCCUCAGGUGUGCUGUUUCCCUUCUAUGACCCGGACACCAACAUGCUCUACGUGGUGGGGAAGGGAGAUGGAAACAUCCGCUAUUAUGAGGUGAGCGCUGACAAACCGCACCUGAACUACCUGACCGAAUACCGCUCCUAUAACCCACAGAAGGGGAUAGGUGUUAUGCCAAAGAGAGGUCUCGAAGUGUCCUCCUGCGAGAUCUUCCGCUUCUACAAGCUGAUUACAACCAAAAGCCUCAUUGAGCCCAUAUCCAUGAUUGUACCCCGACGGUCAGAAUCCUACCAAGAGGACAUCUACCCACCCACGCCAGGUGCCCAGCCCUCUAUGACGGCCCAGGAGUGGCUCAAUGGAAUAAAUAAAGGGCCAGUCCUGAUGUCCCUUAGGCCUGGCUCCGAGCUGCUGAGCCCCCGGCCUCUGCCCCCAGAGAGACCUCUCUCCAACUCCACAGCCCCCACCUCGCCUCGGCUCUUCAACCAGACAGAAAGGCUGGUUGCAGAAGAUGGCCAGAGGCCUUUCUCUCUGCUAGAGGAGAGGUCGCCAAAGUGGGCAACAGAACACAGGCUGGAGGAGAAGAAAAGUUGGCUCACAAAUGGCUUUGACAUCUUCGAAUGCCCCCCACCAAAGACAGAGAAUGAGCUGCUGCAGAUGUUCUAUCGGCAACAGGAGGAGAUCCGAAGGCUCCGAGAGCUGUUGACCCAGCGCGAGGUCCAGGCCAAACAACUGGAACUGGAGAUCAAAAACUUGCGGAUGGGCUCAGAAAGGUUCUGAGCAGAGGCCUCUGCCCUCCUCCGCCCUCAGGGACACCACUUGGCUCCACGUGGAGGUCCGGAACCAAACCGCAGGUUCCCCGAGACUGCCACAAUUUCUAUAUUUUUUACCAGAAGCAAAACUCUUGGUCGCUGAAAGAUUCCAGUGGGACCUGGUGCCGAUUUUCUAUUUGCCUUCUUGAAACAACAGUGUCUGAAUUGACUCUUCUUAGAUGAUGCCUUGCCUUCUGUUGAAUUGUUUUGAAGGGUCCAUGACAACUUCUCAAGGGGAAGAACACUGUAGAAAGUUAGAGCUGGAAGGACCUAGGAGGUGAACCUGCCUGUGGAUUUCAAACUGAGGUCCAUCGCAAGGGGUGAAGGCUAUGUGAAAAGCUAGUGCCCCCGACCCGCAUUCCAACCAGACAGCUCCCCUCCUCUGUUUUAUAUAUUGACUUCCAUGGGCUAUGUAAUUCUGCUACUAAAAGAAAAAAAAAUUAGAAGUUUGAAACCCAGUGAUGUGGCCCAACUUCCUUAUUUUACAGGUAGGGAAACUGAGACCCAGAGAAAGGCAAGUUAUCAAGGUCCCCAGAGAGUUCAUGGCACAGCUGAGCUGAGCUCCUGGUCUCCUGGGUCUGUCUGUUUGCUGUUUAUGCUGCAGCAGUUGUGCAAUUCUCAGCCCACGGGGCAGGAAUCUAUUGGUUCUGGCCUCAGCUGUGCCCCCAAGUUGCUCAGUGACCUCUUGCAAGUCACCUCCUCUUGGGUCUCACUUUCUUCAUCUAAACCAGGGGGCCCCAGGAAUGCACUGCCUUCUGUAGAAUCUGCCACCUGAGAUAAGAAACCUUGGCCAUGACUUGAGGAAAACUACAUGUAGGGUGAUGAUCUGGGUUUGCUGCAGGGACUCAAAAGACUUUGACAAAGGGCAGAGGAAGUUUACUUUCAGGGAAGUAACUCAAGGUUCAGCCUCAUCGUAGAACACAAACAGGAGGCCAUGCUUUUUUCACCAGAAUCAGCUACAUGUGGGUAGACACUAUUGCUCAUGUGGCGAUGCAGACAGCAGAGUGGUGCCCAGGACCACUGACAGCCACCACCAAAGUCCUCAGGGCAUAGAGCCUGCCUCCUCCAGGAUGAUGUAGGCAGAUAUCAGCUCAAAGUCACAGAAGAGAUUCCCCAGGAGAUAGGGAGCCCCCAGCACCGGAAGUGUUCCAGCAGAACUGAAUGGCCGCCCACCCAUGAGGGCUGCUGGAGAGGGAUGACUGCACUGGGCAAGGAAGUGGGACCAGAUGACCCUGACCUUCCCUUUCAGCCUGAGGGUUUUUCUGUGUCCCUCCUUUGUAAAUCGGUUUCUGAGCCCUGUCUCCAUGGUUCUCUUUUACAACAGCCCAGUAGAGACUGGGACGUUAAAUGUGCCCCUCCUUACCAAAGAGCUGCAGACGAUGAGUUUUGCCCAUUGCACAGGGCGAUCCUGGAGCUAAGAUGGGGACUGCAGGAGGCCACCUAGCCUGGUAGGUUUCAAGUCAGGCUGUACAUUAGAAUUCCCUUGGGAGCAUUUAGGAAAUGCCAGGGUCCAGACCCAACCCCAGACCAAUUGAGGCCCAAGCUCCAGAGUAGGGCCUGGCCUUGUGUAUGUUUUUAUAAGUUCCCAGGUGAUUCUGCAGUUCGGUGAGGAUAGAGACUCACUGGGCUGGUCCUAUCUGCAGUAAAGAUGAGAACAAUGAGCACCAGACAGGAUUUGGGACUCCAACCCGAUCUUCUAAGUCCAGGCUGGAAGCUCCUAAAAAAGUCAAGAAGCAUUGUCCUAGGUGUCUCGGACCCCCAGCUGCAACACAAUAAGGGCUCUGUGCUUCUGAUUUCCCCUUCCCUUAGCCAUGGCUGAGUCCCCUUGUCUGCCCACACAUACCAGAUGCCCACAUUCCUUGUGUUUACUCAGUCACUAGGGGCCCGCCAAGCUUGCCAAAGGCUAAAUCCCAGAAUUGUAGGGAGCAGAGCUUCACUGGAGGGGGCUACCUCUCUCACCUCAUUUGUGGCCGGCACUUUAGAGUUUACAAGCCCUCCCACCCCCACUCACUGACACAUCCUACUCUCCUAUGAGUCAGCUGGGUGUUGGUAUCUCCAAGAUCAGAAGGGAAGACCUAGCCCCAGAGAAUGAAGAAUCAUCAAGCCCACAGUACUGGCUGCAAAGCAUGGAGGUAGGGCUAGUCUGGGAGCUUCCCGCAUGCCUCCUCUGCCCAGAGCCAUCCCUUCCUUCUCAAGCUCUCCCCAUCCCUAAGGGACCUAGACUUCAUGCUUGAAAGCAAUGCGAAGGCAUCCAAGAACAAACUUCUUUUUCUUGUUUUGUUUUUUUUUUUUUUACAUCUACAAUAAAUUAUUUAAAUUAUUUCACAACAAGGGAGAGGGAUAGGUAAUUUUUAUCAGAUAUUUUUUUAAGCCAUUUUUUAAAAUUACAUUUUUGGUCUUGACUGAUGAAGUGGAACUCGCCCAGCCUUUGCGGGGCCCUCAGGCUCAGGGCAAGCAGAAUAUGUACUCAUCUCCUUACUCCAUGCCCUAAGAGCCCCCUGCCUGUUGACUCAGGACCUUUCUGAGAAUGAAGACAGCAUUGGGAGAUGAGCUUUGGGGUGUAUCCACCUCAGCUCUACAAUCAUUGGGAUUGUAUCAUAGAGGGAAGCGGGAAGUCAGAAAUCGAUCUAUGCUUUUAAUAAGAAACCGUGCCUGAAACAGUUUGAUUGUUUUAAUGUUGUUUCUGAAAUUCCUUGUACCUUUGUAAAAAAAAAAAAUAAAAGUGAAAAUAAAUAGAUGUGGAAUUGUGCAAUGGAAAGAAGGUAACAAAAUAAUAAACAACAUAUGCCUAGACAUUUUAA
Molecule: messenger RNA, 4535 nt
Organism: Sus scrofa (pig)
Lineage: Eukaryota; Metazoa; Chordata; Mammalia; Artiodactyla; Suidae
Gene: CORO2A
Product: coronin 2A
Molecular function (GO): actin filament binding
Source: RefSeq, a predicted model, not a curated record